Molecule: messenger RNA, 1776 nt
Organism: Acanthoscelides obtectus
Lineage: Eukaryota; Metazoa; Arthropoda; Insecta; Coleoptera; Chrysomelidae
Source: the annotation of a GenBank genome assembly
CGCGUCGCCACUGGUUAGAAUGAAUCAAAAAGUUCUUUAAAAGCUUUCUAGUUACCUACUGCAGGAUCCGGAACUUUUCAUUAGACUGCAAUACUAUUUCUAUAACCUAAACUAAAAUGUGUAUGAGUGAUACAAUUUUUAUUGAGACCUUAGGGUAAUUUUCUGUUGCCUCAUCCACAAGACGAGAAGAAACAUAGUAUAAGUUCCUCAUUAUGUCCCACUAUACCUACGCCAAUGGUUCCUCAGGAAUAUUAUCCAAACUGAGAUAAAUAAAACAGCAUGUGGUCUAGAGAACUCACUUUUAGUUGUUGAGUGUCUGUUGCUGGUUCUUUUCAAGGCGAAAACAAAAAAACAUGGCUCCUCAGGAUAACCUUACUGCCGUACUUUACGGUAUCAACGAUAUGAGAUUGGUGAGUAUUUGUUAAUUGACAUUUGACUGAAGAAUUCUGACAGAAUAGCGGUGCUACUAUCGAAAAAUAUAUUGGGAUCCAAAAUACAUGGCCAGUUUUCAUCUUUAUUUUCAACUUCUCCAAAAAUCUUACAUACUAUUUGGAGAUCCACCGAUAUAUGAAUUUCGCCAAUAGCGAAAAUCGGCCGCUACCGGUACUACAAAGGUUGUUAUAUUGAUGUUAUUCCAUUCUCUUUUUUUCUGUAUAUAUGGUCCUUACGUAGGCUGCAACACAUCUAUGAACAACGUCCAAUCCCAGUGCCGAAAGAUAAUCAGGUGCUUCUCCAAAUGGAAGUAGUGGGAAUCUGCGGAUCAGACGUGCACUAUUUGGUAAAUGGCAGAAUUGGACCUUUCAUUGUCGAAAAACCAAUGAUUAUAGGUCACGAAGCAUCAGGAACAGUCGUAAAGUGCGGAAAGAAUGUCAAAAACCUAAAACCAGGUGACAGAGUAGCCAUCGAACCUGGUGUACCAUGCAGACUGUGCCACCUGUGCAAAUCUGGUAACUACCAUUUGUGUGGCGAUCUGUUCUUCUGUGCUACCCCACCUGAUGAUGGUAACCUAUCUAGAUUCUACUGCCAUGAUGCUGAUUUCUGCCACAAGCUACCCGACAAUUUGAAUUUGGAGGAGGGUGCGAUCAUGGAACCUCUUUCUGUCGGUGUUCAUGCUUGUAAAAAAGCAGGUGUCAAAAUUGGAGAUGUUGUUCUGAUUUUGGGGGCUGGGCCCAUCGGAUUGGUCACCCUAUUGGCAGCUAAGGCUAUGGGCGCUUCCAAAAUCUGCAUCACAGAUAUUUUGGACAUCAAACUGGAAAUGGCCAAGAAGCUUGGCGCAGACCAUGCGAUCAAAAUAGAGAAGCACUUGAGUGAAGAUGAAAUCGUCAAGAAGGUAGUCACGCUAUUGGGAGAAGAGCCCAACGCCAGUUUUGAUUGUACCGGUGUGGAAUCAUGUGUCAGGAUUGCCUUGCGUAGCACAGCCAAGGCUGGAAAGGUAGUUCUGGUUGGAUUAGGAAAGUUUGAAAUGAACCUGCCGUUGACCUCUGCUUUGAUCAAAGAAGUUGAUAUUAGGGGAGUUUUCAGAUACAACAAUGAUUACCCCACAGCAAUCGAAAUGGUAAGAAGUGGUAGAAUCAAUGUGAAGCCAUUGAUUACCCAUCAUUACAGACUUGAAGAAACUCUCCAGGCCUUCGAAACCGCCAAGACACAGAAAGGAAAUCCAGUGAAAAUCCUUAUCCACGCCAACCCUAACUGGAGACCAUCUUAAGUAUUCUAAGUGAGAGUUGUACAAAUAAUUUUAUGUCAGAGAUUGUAAUAUACAAAUUUAUCCUCCACUUU